Molecule: messenger RNA, 1496 nt
Organism: Pteronotus mesoamericanus
Lineage: Eukaryota; Metazoa; Chordata; Mammalia; Chiroptera; Mormoopidae
Gene: POP7
Product: POP7 homolog, ribonuclease P/MRP subunit
Exons: 2
Coding region: 132-554 (140 amino acids)
Biological process (GO): tRNA 5'-leader removal
Cellular component (GO): ribonuclease MRP complex; nucleus; nucleolar ribonuclease P complex
Molecular function (GO): nucleic acid binding
Source: RefSeq, a predicted model, not a curated record
UGGCCCUUUUAGAAACGGUGUCCUGGACUAUCUAGGGUUCUUGUUAAGCUCUCAUUUUCUUCCCUUCUUGGGGUCAGGGGUCCUGGGCUGCACCCUCUAUUCGGGCCAGUCAGCGCAACGCGGCACGUAGCAUGGCAGAAAACCGAGAGCACCGCGGGGCCAUCGAGACUGAGCUGGAUCCGGUGGAGUACACUCUUCGGAAGCGGUUGCCCCAUCGCCUGCCCCGGAGGCCCAAUGACAUUUAUGUUAACAUGAAGACUGACUUUAAGGCUCAACUGGCUCGCUGCCAGAAGCUGCUGGAUGGAGGGUCGCGGGGUCAGAACGCAUGUACUGAGAUCUACAUUCAUGGCUUGGGCCUGGCCAUCAACCGCGCAAUCAACAUUGCCCUACAGCUUCAGGCGGGCAGCUUCGGGUCAUUGCAGGUGGCUGCCAAUACCUCCACUGUGGAGCUUGUUGAUGAGUUGGAACCAGAGACUGAUACACAAGAGCCGUUGACCCGCAUCAGAAACAACUCUGCCAUCCACAUCCGAGUCUUCAGGGUCACACCCAAGUAAUAAAAUUAGUCUGGCCCACCUUAUCCACCCACCCUCUCAGCUAGGCUCAGGUAUGACUCUUGAGAGUACUGUCAUGGACCUCCUACCAGAGCUAUAUAAGGAAAAGCCUGUUGUCUCAGAGCUCAGAGGACUCUGAUUGACAGGGGGAGUGUCUCUUGUUGGGCCAAGCCACGGGGCCUUCCUGAAUCUUUGUGGUCUGUAAUCAACCAUUGUUCUAGGCAAUAAAAAGUAUAGAAUUGUGUUAGUGCCCACCCACCCCACUGCCACUGCUUCUCCCUUUUGUAAAGUCUGUGUGUUCCUGAAAAGGAGAGUAGGAAACUUAACAAGUGUUUAGAUGCAGGAGGGAACCUGAGUGCCUUCACAGAGAGUAAGAUUGUAAUUUGGACAUUGUAACAUAAACUUUAGUACAAUGCAGAAGCCUGACAACCCAAUGUUUGCUUUAAAAUUUCUCAUUCAGAGGCAAGCCGAAUGGGUGAGGUGUACACUCUUGCCUGCUGAAUGCAGCUGGGAUAGUUGUAUGCUCAGAAGCAUCAGGCUCUGCUAGAGGUUCUCAGGCACAGGAAAGGUGAGGGUUUAAUCAUGUAUCAUGCUCCAUGGCAGAACUGGCAUAUAGCUUCAUUUGCUUCCUGGUCCUGUGGGCCCAAAUUGUUCCAGGCACCAAUAGUCCAGAGCCCUUGAAACCCUUCUGGCUGGAUGCUCUUGUGGAAAAAGAAAGCCUCCUUCCUGAAUUACUGGGCACACAAAUAAUAAAUACAUUUUGUUUGCGUGUUUUUAGAAAGAUCUGAUCUCGUGUUUAUCAAACUAGAGUCAUCUAAAGCAGUGUUUAUCAAAGUGAGUGGUGGUCCAUUUGCGAGUCUUAAAAUCAUUUUACUGGAUCAUAGACUUAAAAAGCAAGUGAAGUACAACUGAAGUGACAGUUUUGUUGCCACUCUUUCAGUUAUC